This is a messenger RNA of Aethina tumida (small hive beetle), 1263 nucleotides long. RefSeq names its product zinc finger protein 277. Bases 64 to 1179 code for a protein of 371 amino acids. The transcript has 3 exons. Lineage: Eukaryota; Metazoa; Arthropoda; Insecta; Coleoptera; Nitidulidae. The record is from RefSeq and is a predicted model, not a curated record.
CCUAAUUUUUUUUUCUAACCUAACUUUGUAGUUGUUUUGAAACAGUCUGUCAACAUUAACAUCAUGUUCGGUCCUUUGUCAUUUGAAGACACAAAACGAAGAAACCAACAAGAAAAUCAAUUAACGAAAUGCUUUUUAUGUUCUAAGGAAUAUAAUUUACAGACCGACAUGGUUUUGUUCUGCAAACAUUUAUUUGAGGAACACAGUUUGAUUAUUGAGGACGUGCAAAACAUACCAAACCUACCAGAAUACAUAAACUACUGGAAUGAUAAGUUCAAAACAACAAACAUGGAACAAAUAAUUCCAAGUGUACAAAUAAAAGACUCUGAACCUAAAUACUAUUUACUUUCUACACUGCUAAAAGAGGACAAAGAACUGAGACACAAAUUAAAGUUGAAUGAAGCGAUAAAAGUGCAAGAAUUCGAACGCACUGACAAAUCUUACACAAGGCAAUGUUUGUUUUGCAAACUAAUUAUAGAAGGCACAAGGCCUGAGUUUCUCCAACAUUUAUCAGAAAAACAUAACUUGCAGCUUGGCAAUCCGCAAAACCUAGUCUACAUUGAGGAACUGAUUGAGAAAAUUGCUGGGAAAAUAACUGAACUGCAGUGUAUUUAUUGUGAAAAAACGUUUCCAGAAUGGAACACAUUAAAGGAGCACAUGAGGAAGAAAUUGCACAAAAGGAUUAAUCCUGCAGACAAAACUUAUGACAGGUUCUAUAUUGUUAACUAUUUGGAGGUGGAUAAGACUUGGGAAGAUGUGCAGAAUGAGGAUGACAGGUAUGCUUUGCCACAUGGACAGCAAAACACUGAUGAAGAGUACUCUGAUUGGAAGGAAAUGCAGGAUGAAAUUAACUGUCUGUUUUGUGAUAAAAAGGAGGACAAUAUUAACACAUUGUGUUUGCACAUGGAGGCUGAUCAUGACUUUGAUUUUGUUGAAAAUACCAAACAAUUAGAUUUCUACCAGAAGAUCAAACUUGUUAAUUAUAUUCGAAGACAGGCCCACAACAAGAAAUGCUUGUAUUGUGAUAAGAGUUUUGAGAACUUAAUUGGACAUUUAACUACAGAAGGACAUUGUAAAUUGCCCAAACUAAACACCUUUGAUCAACCUGAGUACUAUUUUCCUACUUAUGAAGACGAUGCGUUUUUGUACUUUAUUGAUGAUGUGGAAGAAAAUGAUUAAUAUUUUGUUAAUUAAUAUAUUGUAUAUUGUUUAUUUAUUUAAAAACUAUAAAAAUUUAUUGAAGAAAUAAAACAUACAAUAAGA